AUGCUGUGCGAGAGAUGCGACCAGCUUAGACUGGACAACCUCGAAAAGACCCAUGCGUCGUGCUCAUCCGAGGGUGGCAAGAGAGUUGUGGAUUAUCGCGCAUUUCAGGACUUUGCCUAUUCCUUUGUGGACAGAGCUCCUGGCUUUCCAUUCCUUGAGGCAUCUGAGAAAGUAGGAUACUACGAUGGGGAGGUCAAGGUCCGCUACAGAUAUCUGUUGCAGGAUGCCUAUAUCCAGGGACCAAAAUACCCUGGGGCGUUGGUAGUCAACGUUGAGCCUGAUGACCCGUCUCAACAGGAACUUGGAAACGUAUACGUGUUUUCAAUUCAUAGUAACCGAGAAUGCGUCCAAGAAUGGCUUCAAACCAUUCCAUGGCCCGAACGGGACGCGUUGUCGGAAAAGUCCCUCGAGUUCAUCAAUGAAUGCCUGGAGACUCCACUUCGCUCUGAACCAGACAUUGAUAAGGACUUUAACCCUACGCGCCUUCUUGACCUUGGAGAAGGAGAGAAUCCGACCAUCCGUCUCAUCAUCACCAAGGAUAUUAAGAAGCAGUUAAAGUAUGCGGCUUUGAGUUAUUGCUGGGGCCCUCCGGAGAUCGCGAAACAUCAGUCCAUAACAACGGCCGAGUCUCUGGAUAGUAGGUUAAAGCACAUUUCGCUAGAAGAGCUUUCGCCUGUGAUCCAGGACACCAUCAGAUUCUGCAGAGGGAUUCGAGAUCCAAUACGUUACCUCUGGGUUGAUGCACUCUGCAUCAUCCAGCGCGACGGCCAAGAUUGGCAGACUGAGAGUGGCCUCAUGAGUCUCAUCUACAAGAACGCUUUCGUUACGCCCUGUUCUCUCGGAUCAUCUUCAUGCAACCAGAGCUUCCUCGCAAGGCGGCUGCCCACCGUAACUGUCGACUAUCAAUCUCUGUCCGCGCCUAAUAUCAAAGGCUCUUACAGCAUGGUCCUAAGGGGCGAGGUCAAACUCCCAACAGCCAUCGAGAUGAUCGACGAUGGUAUCCGAUGCGCCAAUCUUUUCCAGGAUCUCGACAUUUUCACAGCAUCAUGGCUCACAAGAGGCUGGACGUUUCAAGAGUUCCACCUGUCUAAAAGGAGACUCUUUGUCGGUCGAGCCGGCACGCACUUUUCGUGGAAUGGCGAUAGCAACACUUCGACACAGAGCGAAGACGGUAUCUCAACCAUUGGUCCAGGUCUUGUCUCGUUUGUGAUAGACAAGGAUGAGUGGAAAGCCACCCUGGAAAAACUUGGGGAAUUCUGGCACAAGGUCCUUUAUGAGUAUCGCCAGCGCCAAUUGACGAACGAAACAGAUCAUCUCCCUGCGCUCGCAGGCCUUGCGAGAUGGGUAGCAGACUCGAGCGGUGCACGCUAUCUUGCUGGUAUCUGGGAUACUCACUUGAGAACUGGUCUCAUGUGGAGUUGCACGUUGGACAGCCCAGAAAAAGAUGUCGAUCAAGACCGACCGAGCUUAUCCCAUCUCCUCAACAAUCUACGGACAAAGUCUUUGGCGCCAUCUUGGAGUCCCCUUUCUUUGAGAGAUGGUAGAACCGAUUUCUUGCCUUGGUCCUUAGCCAUACCGGUAGAUGAUGGGGAUGCGCAAUUCGAGCUGCUUGACGUUGGCAUAGACAUCGUCGAUAAAGUCCGCAAUCCAUUCGGCGCUGUACGCUCUGGAUUUCUCAGACUCGACGGUUUCUUCAUGUCUCUAGAUGGUACUGUCUUCUCACGUGGAGGUUCUAGCAAUGAUAAUACUCGGAGAUGGAACAUCCGCACCGAACCGGAUGGCGAUUAUGUGGCGCACGCUCUGCUGGACUUUACGCCGGCCAAGGAGAAUGUUGAGAUGGAGAAACUCGGCUUGCUGCUGACUUCAAGUACCCGGCCCGAAACUGCAUGGGUACAGAAAGAAGGCCUGGUCAUAUAUCCUGUAGAAGGCACAGGAGAUAGCGUGUACAGGCGAGUGGGUGUUUUCGUUAUUAGCGGCUCGGACACAAAGGCGGAGAAGAAAUGUGUUGAUAUUGUUGAGCGAUCUGAGAGGAGGACUUUGACACUGAUUUGA
Messenger RNA from Fusarium keratoplasticum, 2052 nucleotides. Its product is annotated as HET domain-containing protein. The transcript is spliced from 4 exons. The record is from RefSeq and is a predicted model, not a curated record. NCBI's taxonomy places the organism in Eukaryota, Fungi, Ascomycota, Sordariomycetes, Hypocreales, Nectriaceae. The coding region runs from base 1 to 2052 and encodes 683 amino acids.